Molecule: messenger RNA, 1425 nt
Organism: Bipolaris maydis ATCC 48331
Lineage: Eukaryota; Fungi; Ascomycota; Dothideomycetes; Pleosporales; Pleosporaceae
Source: RefSeq, a predicted model, not a curated record
AUGAACCGACAAACUAACAUUAUUGACCACGAUGAAGUCGCGCGAGCGAUGGCCGCAUCCUCGCAGGCCAAAGGAAAGCGAGGCAAUGCAUCGACUCUGGUCAAAACGGACAGGACUAGCAGUUCACCUGUUGCGUGCAAGGUAUCUGGAAGCAGUAUAUCCACUCCAGUCAGACCGAACAAGACCACCACUGUACCUGCAGCGAGAAAGAAAACAAGGACUCCUGUUACUGCUACUCCAAAUCAACAUCCGAGGGGCCAAUUUCAUGAGGUGAAUGGGCUAAAGACACGGUUGAAUGACCAAGAUGGCCUAGGAGACAAGAAGAGACAAGACGCUCGGUUAGCAAAGUCUCUCAUCCACCAUGACUUGGAAAGCCUACUCGGUAUCGUAGAGCAGUAUGCAGGCACUGAGAAGCGAAUAGAGUUCUGCCUCCUUGAACUCUCGAAGGUUGAGGUAGCAACCUGGAUCGAACAGAAUGAAACUCUUGCUCUUGGGCGCCACCCCAAAUCAACAUUACCAGAUACAAAUCCCGCACAUGGCACCGUUCAGGCAAAGAAAACAGUCGCUCCUUCACGUACCCCUAUAGCUCCGACACUGAACAAUGGAACAACAACUCCCACUGUUCCUUACAUUAAGGAAAACAAAGCACAUACAGCUGUAAGGAAGGAUACACGUGAGCAGACCGAUAGCUGGAAGAGACGAAUCCAUGAAGAUGAGCCAGAUGACCAACCGCCACAGAAGCUUCAAAAGCUUCAGAAGCAGGAUACUCCGGAAGAAUCAGUGGCUACAGCUGAUGACCAUCAACCUGAUGCUAUUCAACGGGGCAAUUUGAGUCCUGAAAAAGGAUCAUCAUUGCCUCAAAUCAGCGAGGAAACCAAUAUGCAAAAGGUCGCUAGAGAUCGCGAAGUGCAACAGAUGCGGUUCAUGAGCGAUACUGGGAUGGAUGCUUCCAACCUGGACUUAUCCACCACAAUCGUUCAUGACAAGAAGAAUGACAGAGUGCUUACCAUCACAACCAAUCCUCGUACUGGCGCGAUACAGUUCUUUGACACAACAGUACCCCGAAAUAGAAGUAUUCCACCAAUGCCGCACGCCCCAUUUCUAAAACAAGGAACACACGGCCGCUACGGCGACUUCGCAUACGACUCCAAUCGUACCACAGGCCACGGUCAUCAGAUUACUCCACACGAUCAUCGUAGAUGGAAUGAGUUCAUAGUGUUCAAUAGGAUGUGGUGUCAUAAUAAGCCUCACUCUGUAUCUAGAGGAGAGGCGAUGUCGGCAGAGCGUGAGAUAAAGGAGACAUGGGAGAAGUGGCAGAUCUGGUACGGCGAAUUUGUUGAAAAGUACCCGGGGUAUGCGGUUGCGCACUUGUGGCCAUGUGGCUGCGAGAAGGUGAUUGAGGGAUACGAGAGUGAAGAAGAGUAA